ACCGCUUUCUUCUCAGCAAGGAAAUGAGCAGACCUCUCAGUCCGAAAUUCCACAGCCUGACUGAGAGGAUAAGAAAAUGGUUGCUACCAUGAAGCCAUGACAGAGGGAGGGAAAGAGGGCUACUUAGCGCCUCACUCAUUUGAAAACGAAAUCCAGACUCGGGACAUAUUUAGUGCGGCCGGGGCGGAGCGACAGUUAUCGCGCUCGGGCCAACUGCAGCUGCGCAGAGUUGCAUUUCCGUCCCCGCCCCUGAGAGCCUGCAGAACAAUCUGACAUGGCGGCCGGGCUGUUGGGUUUGUGCGCUCGCCGCCUUUUGGCAGCAGCGGCGACGCGAGGGUUCCCGGCUGCCCGUGUUCGCUGGGACUCCAGCUCCUCUAGGGCUGUGAUCGCUCCGUCCGCUGUGGCGGGAAAGCGGGCGCCGGAACCCACUAUACGCUGGCAGGAAGACCCAGAUCUCGAGGACGAAAACCUCUAUGAGAAGAACCCAGACACCCACGGUUAUGACAAGGACCCUGCUGUGGACCUCUGGAACAUGCGGGUUGUCUUCUUCUUUGGCUUCUCUGUUGUCUUGGUCCUUGGGAGCACCUUUGUGGCUUAUCUGCCUGACUACAGGAUGCACGAGUGGGCCCGCCGGGAAGCUGAGAGGCUUGUGAAAUACCGAGAAGCCAAUGGCCUCCCCAUCAUGGAAUCCAACUGCUUUGACCCCAGCAAGAUCGAGCUGCCGGACGAUGAGGACUGACCGGUUGCCUAGUGGGGCUCAAGGAGCACCACCUUCUCCAGCCCCUGCCCACCAUUCUGCCCUCUCCUCAGAGCACCUAAUUAAAGAGAUUGAAAAUCUG
This is a messenger RNA of Ceratotherium simum simum (southern white rhinoceros), 839 nucleotides long. RefSeq names its product NADH:ubiquinone oxidoreductase subunit B11 (gene NDUFB11). The record is from RefSeq and is a predicted model, not a curated record. Gene Ontology annotation, cellular component: respiratory chain complex I. NCBI's taxonomy places the organism in Eukaryota, Metazoa, Chordata, Mammalia, Perissodactyla, Rhinocerotidae.